AUGACAAAGCCCAUCUCCAAGAGGCCGAAACCCCAACCCGGCAACCUCAAGAGCAAGAUACAAAAGGAAAAAGGAAUACUACAACGUGGUUCCAUCAUAUACGAUAGGUUAAGGAUAAUUAGCCGAUCAGUUGAUGAGUGUAUUAGGGAGGUUAUAAAUCAAUUACUUAAGGUAAACGAGUUGAUAUUUGUAAGUGAGAUGGACCACCUAUAUUUUUCUUAUGACAACCCAAGUAUUGUGUGUGUUAGGUUGGGCAUUAAUGAGAAGGAUGUGUAG
Molecule: messenger RNA, 276 nt
Organism: Dovyalis caffra
Lineage: Eukaryota; Viridiplantae; Streptophyta; Magnoliopsida; Malpighiales; Salicaceae
Source: the annotation of a GenBank genome assembly